AUGUCGAACACAAACUCUGACUUCCAUAGUCGUCUUCUCCGAUUAUCAGAACCAAUAAGAGAGAUUCUCAGACGAACACAGUACACACCGCAACAGAGUAGCAAAGUAUCCACCAAAGAUAUAAUCUUGUCCUUAUUACCAAACAAUGAAGAAGAAGAAGACAGUCACGCUUCGAUCAAGAAUCUCGCGCUUGCUUGUGCCCUUAUCUCUUCUUCAAGAUCUUCAACUCAUGAACUCCUCUCAUGGAUCCCAGAAAACCUCUGUGUUGCAGGGGAAUCUGCAUUACACGAGAUUUCCAAGGAUUAUUUCAGUGAUUUUCCGGGAAAUAAUGAUGAGAAGGUAGAGGAAUUGAUGGUGGUGGAUAGUGGGAAGAAGAGAUUGGUGAUUGAAUUGUUGCCUAUUGUUUUGCCGGAGUUGAAAGAUGGAAUCGAAAAGAGUUCGAUUGGUAAGAACAAUGAUGCAGAGGAUGUUUCAGCUUCAAUGGCGAGAACACCAAUUGGUUAUGGUAUUUUGGCAGCUCACCAGCUCAGGUGGUUUGUGGCUCAGGUUGAGAAACCGAAUUUGGCGAAAAUUUGCAAUCUUGUGGUUCCUUGUGCUUUGACAGCACUUGAUCAUUCGUCUCCUGAAGUCAAAGGGCAGGGUAUGGUAAGCUUUGUUCAUCUCGCUAAAAACGUGAGUUCAGGUGAUCUCGGUUUGUAUGGAGAAGUGGUUCUUGAUGCGUGUUGCCAGAAUAUAGCUUCCGAUGAUGAGAUUUGGAUACAUGUUGUUGAGUUAUCUGUGCUUCUUGUGACUAAACUCCAGCAAAAUAAUCCCCGUAGCCCGUGGCACGAGAGGAUCAUGAAUGAGAUGCUUGGCCAUUUGGAACGCCAACCAAGAAAUAAGGAGCGACGUAUCGCUUGGCUAAGAUUCAUUGAGCCACUCUUGAACGCUCUUGGGCUUUUCUUACUUGCUCAUUUUCGACGUAUCUUCCCUCUUUUCUUUCAAUGGAUGCAUUCAGAUGAUGCCGAAACCGUUUUGUUGGUUCUUGAUAGACUGGAAACGAUUGUGAGGUUAACGUGGAUUAGAAACUCACCUGUGAUCCCAAGAUUGGUGGAGGAGCUUGUUUCCCUGUACAAAGAGUCAUCGAUGCGUAAAGAGCGCGAUGAAAUCAGACCUCUUAUCCUCCGUAUCUUGAUGCUACUCCGCAAGUGCAAAAGCCUACAGUUUGAGUCAGCGUGGAGCCAGUAUCAGGAGGAUCCAAAUCUGAGCACGGUUGGCAAAUAUAUAUGGACUAGCUCGAGUUGA
Arabis nemorensis is the source of this 1284-nucleotide messenger RNA. Lineage: Eukaryota; Viridiplantae; Streptophyta; Magnoliopsida; Brassicales; Brassicaceae. The record is from the annotation of a GenBank genome assembly.